Molecule: messenger RNA, 468 nt
Organism: Tremella mesenterica DSM 1558
Lineage: Eukaryota; Fungi; Basidiomycota; Tremellomycetes; Tremellales; Tremellaceae
Exons: 3
Coding region: 1-468 (155 amino acids)
Source: RefSeq, a predicted model, not a curated record
AUGCUCCAGACCCCCGUAUAUCUUAUUCUCCCGUGGUACUUCGCCGUAUUCUCCGCUAGGCGGGGUUAUCGUGACAAAUACCCUCUCGGUUCUCGUAACUUUGCCGUAGUCAGUCUCAGUGGUUUGGGUGGUGGUUGGCGAUGGGUAGUGGUUUGGGUGGUGUGGUUCGGUGAUGGUGAAAGGAGGGUUGGUGAUGGUAGUUGUCAGGGAUGUUACGACGUGGUUUGUGACGAUGUAUUGUCUCAGUUCAAGAAGAAAGCAAGGGAAUACAUUCAAGUUGAUGAAGGUGAUUGGAGUAAAUUUUAUGCUCAGGAUGAAGGGCAAGAACUAGCAUGGACAAUGCAGUUUGUCCGUUGGUUGCAUGGGGAAAAUGAAGGUCGGACGGUCAAAAAUGGGGUAGGAGGGGAUAAGAAGAGUGGUUCUGAGAAGUAUGGAAAGGGAAGGUUCUUGUCACGAACUACGUUGUGA